UGGAUCUCGCGAGAAGUAUGGAUGCCGCUCUCCCGCGCCUAAUUCAGGUUUCUGGGAGCGGGUUUCUUGUCGUUUUGGAGAGUCCCGCCCCCCUUUCCUGAGGUAGAGAUGGCUUGUGGCCUCCCUGGUCGACUCUGACAAGUCCAUAGUUUGGAAUCGAGUGGUUUUUCUGACAUACCUGAACACAGAACCCCGGGUACUUGGAGAGGAACCUGGUACAGAGGAACUCUACUAUAAAAAUGAGCCCCACAGAUCCACUUGACGAUGAAGACACAUUUAAAAUCCUGGUUGCCACUGAUAUUCAUCUUGGAUUUAUGGAGAAAGAUGCAGUUAGAGGAAAUGAUACAUUUGUGACAUUUGAUGAAAUUUUAAGACUUGCCCUGGAAAAUGAAGUGGAUUUUAUUUUGUUAGGUGGUGAUCUUUUCCAUGAAAACAAGCCCUCGAGGAAAACCCUGCACAGCUGCUUGGAACUGCUUAGGAAGUACUGUAUGGGUGACCGCCCUGUGCAGUUUGAGAUUAUCAGUGAUCAGUCAGUCAACUUUGGUUUUAGUAAGUUUCCAUGGGUGAACUACCAGGAUGGCAAUCUCAACAUUUCCAUUCCAGUAUUUAGUAUCCACGGCAACCAUGACGAUCCCACGGGGGCAGAUGCCCUCUGUGCCCUGGAUGUUUUAAGCUGUGCUGGGUUUGUGAAUCACUUUGGACGGUCAAUGUCGGUGGAGAAGGUUGACAUUAGUCCGGUUCUGCUGCAGAAAGGAAGCACAAAACUCGCUCUGUACGGCUUAGGCUCCAUUCCAGAUGAAAGGCUCUAUCGGAUGUUUGUCAAUAAAAAAGUAACAAUGUUGAGACCAAAGGAAGAUGAGAACUCAUGGUUUAACUUAUUUGUGAUUCAUCAGAACAGGAGUAAGCAUGGAAAUACCAACUUCAUCCCAGAGCAGUUUUUGGAUGACUUCAUCGACCUUGUUAUCUGGGGCCAUGAACAUGAGUGUAAAAUUGGCCCAAUCAAAAAUGAGCAGCAGCUCUUCUAUGUGUCUCAGCCCGGAAGCUCAGUGGUGACGUCCCUUUCCCCUGGAGAAGCUGUGAAGAAACAUGUAGGCUUGCUGCGCAUCAAAGGGAGAAAGAUGAACAUGCAGAAGCUGCCUCUCCGCACAGUGCGGCAGUUCUUCAUGGAAGACGUGGUUCUGGCGAACCACCCAAAUCUGUUCAACCCUGACAAUCCUAAGGUGACCCAGGCCAUCCAGAGCUUCUGUUUGGAGAAGAUUGAAGAAAUGCUUGACAAUGCUGAGCGGGAACGACUGGGGAAUCCUCAGCAGCCGGGGAAGCCUCUUAUCCGACUACGGGUGGACUAUAGUGGAGGCUUUGAACCUUUCAACGUUCUUCGUUUUAGCCAGAAGUUUGUGGAUCGAGUCGCUAACCCAAAAGAUGUCAUCCACUUUUUCAGGCACAGGGAACAAAAGGGAAAAACAGGAGAAGAGAUCAACUUUGGGAUGCUCAUCACAAAACCUGCUUCAGAAGGAACAACGCUUAGAGUAGAAGACCUCGUAAAGCAGUAUUUCCAAACAGCAGAGAAGAAUGUUCAGCUCUCGCUGCUGACAGAAAGAGGGAUGGGCGAAGCAGUUCAAGAGUUUGUGGACAAGGAAGAGAAAGAUGCCAUCGAGGAAUUAGUGAAGUACCAGCUGGAGAAAACACAGCGGUUUCUUAAGGAGCGCCAUAUUGAUGCUCUGGAAGACAAGAUUGAUGAGGAGGUCCGACGUUUCAGAGAAAGCAGACAGAGAAAUACUAACGAAGAAGAUGAUGAAGUUCGAGAGGCCAUGAGCAGAGCCCGGGCCCUCAGAUCACAGUCAGAGAACUCCACCUCAGCCUUUAGUGCUGAGGACCUGAGUUUUGAUACAACGGAGCAGACAGCAAAUGACUCUGAUGACAGCCUGUCAGCAGUGCCUAGCAGAGGCCGAGGCCGAGGCCGAGGGCGAAGAGGAGCAAGAGGGCAGAGCUCGGCACCCAGAGGAGGCUCUCAGAGAGGCCGAGACACUGGGCUGGAGGUCACUACUCGAGGCAGGAGCUCAAAGGCCACCUCAUCAACAUCUAGAAACAUGUCCAUUCUAGACGCUUUCAGAUCUACCCGACAACAGCCUUCUAGAAACGUAGCCACUAAGAAUUACUCAGAGACCAUUGAGGUGGAUGACUCUGAUGAAGAUGACAUUUUUCCUACCAAUUCCAGGGCUGAUCAAAGGUGGUCGGGCACAACAUCUAGCAAACGGAUGUCCCAGAGCCAGACAGCCAAAGGGGUAGACUUUGAAUCAGAUGAGGACGAUGACGAUGACCCGUUCAUGAGCGGUAGUUGCCCAGGAAGAAACCGAAGAUAAUGUUUUUAAUGGAACUUAGAAAUUGCACGAUGCAGGAAGAAGUCAAAGCACCACACACUGACUUCACAGCUGAAGAAGUUUAAGUCUGGGCUUAUGUUUUAUCGUUUUCUGAACGGUGACUCCCUUAAGCCAUUUCCUAGCCCAAUGAUAAGGAGAUUGCAGCUCUUCUUAGCCUUUAACCUGGUUGUUAUCAUUGUCUGGGGCUGCGCUGCCAUAUUGGGAACAUUAACUUCCUGACAGAACUGUGUUUUCUGCUUGUAAGCACUUGGCUAAAAUCCCAUUCUUAAAUGAUGAUUAGAGAAAACCCCUCCGUUGUUCAUUUCUGCUUCAUGAUCAGAGACCGUCAGCCUCUGUGCCACAGCUAUCAGUUGAUGGGAAAGCUUACAGACUUGAGUGGUAUGUGCUGGAAUCUGUAUCUCUAGAGAGCAAGGCCCUCCUGUGUGUGGAGCAACCUGAGCACCCUGCUUGUUAUCAAGUGUGUGCAUUUCAGAGCUUGCUAGAGGACCAUCUACUAGGACCAGAAGGGCCUUAUAUUUAAUUAGUAGAAGGUUUUUGUUAAGAACAUUUUGGCUGUUUUGGUUUUGAUUUUUAUUCAUGUUAUAGCAGAGAUUCAGAUCCUGUUCCCAUUGGGCAGUACUCAUUUUCUUGAUGGCUCUGUCAGUAAUGACAAGCUCUUUUUCUUUCUCGUAUACUUGUCAGGAAGAAAAGGCUAAUAGAAUAUUUCUGUUUUCUUAAAAAUACCGGAAAGCUUUUUUAGGCAAAGCAGCCAGCUGACCUUGUGGUUAGUUCAGGCUGCCAUACUGCAGCAGGACAGCUUCUGCCAGUGUUGGUGUGGGACCUCCUCGACCAGCAGCACCCUGGCUUCAGUUGCUGUAAACAUCUCUGAAUCGAUGAUCCCAGAACUGACCGAAACAGCACACUUAUAUUUUCUUACUUGUUUUAGGAAGGAAAUAAAAAUGGUAUCCCUUCAGAGUUGAGUUAAAUAAUUUCAUUCCCUCUCCCACACUCUAAAAACUUCUGCUGGUCUUAAUUUUAUAAGGCAAGUGUGUUCAGACACUCUUUGAUAAAAUCUGAACCCUCUAGCAUGACAACAUGAUGUUCUUCAUAGUUGUAGACACCAGUGCUUGGGCUAAACAGUGCCUGUCUGGAACUUGCCAAGUUUUUGAAGCCCAGCACCUGACGGUACCACCAAGUCUUGAAAGUGGUUUGAGUUAGAAUUAUAACUCAGUGCUAAUGAGCUGCUUAGAACAAGCUUUGUAACUGAUGUGAGCACAGGGUUGUCAGCAGGGAACAUUGACAGCACAAGGCCUGGUCCUGUGAGAUCCCUUCAGGUAGUUCUUCCCACCCUCCAUAUUAAUCACAUUAAACUUGAAGUGUUCCCAGGGAUUGAAUGGAGAUGAAGUGAGAGGUGGUACUCCCUGACCCACUGAGUUAUAGCCAGAAUUAGGUGGUGCCUUGUCUUGUGUGCCAGUGAGAUGAUCCUAGGUGAGUGACAGUGAGAUUGGCCACUAAAGUCCCUGACAGGCUCCUGAAAAGGUUAGUGAGGCUUUUCCUCCAUUAAAAAAAUCUCAGCUAGCUGGGCAUGGUGGCGCACGCCUUUAAUCCAGCA
Mus caroli (Ryukyu mouse) is the source of this 3969-nucleotide messenger RNA. RefSeq names its product MRE11 double strand break repair nuclease (gene Mre11). Gene Ontology annotation, cellular component: site of double-strand break; Mre11 complex; nucleus. The record is from RefSeq and is a predicted model, not a curated record. Gene Ontology annotation, molecular function: manganese ion binding; 3'-5'-DNA exonuclease activity; single-stranded DNA endonuclease activity. NCBI's taxonomy places the organism in Eukaryota, Metazoa, Chordata, Mammalia, Rodentia, Muridae. Gene Ontology annotation, biological process: mitochondrial double-strand break repair via homologous recombination; telomere maintenance; meiotic DNA double-strand break formation.